AUGUACUCGGCAUCCAAGGCGGCUGCUAACCACUUGGAGCGCAACCUUGCAGUCGAGCUCGGUCCGAAAAACAUCACAUCCAACAUUAUCGCUCCGGGCUUCUUCCCAUCCAAGUUGGCGCAGGGGUUGAUCGGCAACCUGGGUGGUGUCAAGGAGCUAAGUAGAGGCAAUCCAUUGGGUCGACUUGGUGAGCCUGAAGAUAUCGCUGGUGUAGCAGUGUUCCUCUGUUCCCCAGCGGCGAAAUACUUAAACGGCGUUGUCAUCGAAGUUGACGGAGGGGCGCGUUCGACACCGGGAAGAAUGACAAAGUUAUAA
Messenger RNA from Colletotrichum spaethianum, 315 nucleotides. Its product is annotated as tropomyosin-2. NCBI's taxonomy places the organism in Eukaryota, Fungi, Ascomycota, Sordariomycetes, Glomerellales, Glomerellaceae. Bases 1 to 315 code for a protein of 104 amino acids. The transcript is spliced from 3 exons. The record is from RefSeq and is a predicted model, not a curated record.